Molecule: messenger RNA, 8889 nt
Organism: Triticum dicoccoides
Lineage: Eukaryota; Viridiplantae; Streptophyta; Magnoliopsida; Poales; Poaceae
Exons: 23
Coding region: 174-8648 (2824 amino acids)
Biological process (GO): chromatin remodeling
Cellular component (GO): chromatin; nucleus
Molecular function (GO): ATP binding; ATP hydrolysis activity; ATP-dependent chromatin remodeler activity
Source: RefSeq, a predicted model, not a curated record
GGUAACAAGAGCCACGGGGCAGGCGGUGACAACGGCGUUCGCCCCCUCUUUCUCCCGCCGGAGCUCCUCAAAACCCCGUCGCGGCCGCCGCCCGACGCGAUCGCGCUAAACCCUAGCCUCCGCCGCCGCGCCCGCCCCGCAUUCCCCGCCCGCAGAGGUUCCAGAGCGGUGGAAUGGGGAACAGCCGGCCCGGAGGGGCGCCUCCGACAACCAGUGGGAACGUGGCGAGGAGCAACGCGGAGGCCGCGACGGAAGCUCCCCGCUUGCGGCCACACGGAGGGCCAGGCGCGCCGGGUCCGGGGAGCCCAGGUCGGAGCACACCCCUUCCUGGUGGUCGGGAGAGGGGUUCCACGGGGGCAAAUGUGAUGACACCGUCUUGUGACAGGCAGCAGAACAGAGCGGUGGAGGAAGCGCCGCUCGGAGCGUCGAGCGCGGUUAAGAAGAGCAGUGUGCCCAAUUCUCUGUCAAGGGGUUCAGACAUAAACUCUGGCUCUAGGAUGGAUGCAGAGGAGCAAGUGAUGGGUGAGCAAGCGAGCAACGGGGACGCUGGCUCUUCCUCGAAGAAGCGGAAAAAAAGAAUGGAUGCAAGAAGCUACAUCAAGAGAUUCAAGACUGGCGUAAGAGUGGGUGCCUCAGAUAUAGUUGUUGCUUCCCCUGACAGGAUGGGCAAGGAGAAUACUGCAAGUGGGCAUGUGGCAGACAGCAACACUGCUAUCCUGUGUGAAGGUAGCAGGUUGAUUGAAAAAAGCAAGGGACAUUCAAGCCAUGCUGCCUUCAAAGUUUCUAACAGUCCUAUUUCUGGUUUACAUGAAACUUCAGACACAAGAGUUGACCAAUGUUCUACACCAUUGUCAGAGGUACAGCCACAUAAACCUACCGACGUGCAAAAUAUAGCGGUUGAAAGCAGUCUUCCAGCAAAGGCUAGAGAUCCACGCACUGGCCUUGCAAGGCAAAGCUUUCCAUCACCAUCAUCAUUGCAAAGUGUACCAAUACCUAUUCCUCAUGAAGAGAUUAAGAGCACAGUUGGAGAUGGUGAACCUAUUACUGUUCCAAAAGAAAAUUCAGCUUCAGGACAUCUCAAGGUGACCCAAUCUGAUGGAACAGAUGGUAACUCCAACAUAUGUGCUGCUUGUGGUCGUGGAACCCCAGGAACUUUUAGGUCUUGUGGUGGAAAAGGUUGCAAAAGUAGGUACCAUAUGUCUUGUCUGGAUCAAUAUUUGUCCCUUGGGAAUUGGUUCUGUACCAGCUGUACAAAAAAGAGGUUGCAGUUUGGCUUACAUUAUAUUGUUGAUGGGAUAGAGUCUGUGUGGGAUGUCAAGGAGGCUGAGGGAAUGCAAACUAGCAAGCAGUAUUUUGUCAAGUAUAAAAAUCUGGCACAUGUCCAUAACCGUUGGAUUCCAGAAGGUGAUAUUAAGGUCAUGCCUGGAGGUCCUGAUCUUCUUUCCUUGUUUAACAAGAGGAAUCAUACUGAAAAGACAAUUUGGAAGGAGGAAUGGACUAAGCCACAUCGCCUGUUGAGGAAGAGGCUACUUGUGCCCCCCAAAUUGGCUGAUGAUUUCUUCUGCGCUGAUGAUUUCUUUUGCUCAACUGGUGUCAAUUAUACAUAUUGUACUCUUGAAUGGUUAGUGAAAUGGAGGGGUCUUGGCUAUGAUCAUGCAACAUGGGAACUAGAGACUUCAUCCUGUUUAUGUACGCCGGAAGCUGACGAACUUAAAAAGAACUACGAGAACCGCCGUGAAGCUGCAAAACAAUCAUCUGUUCCCCAAAAAACAAAGGUUAAGCAAAGCUCAUUCCAGAAACUUGAGAGAUUGCCAGAUGGGUGCCAUCCUGAUUUUGACAAUGAUCACUUGUGUUCAAUCAAUCACCUUCGAGAGUACUGGCACAAAUCUCAUGGUGCUGUUCUUGUCGAUGAGAAGGAGUAUGUAAUGAAGACCGUGUUAUUCACAAUGUCUGUAUUACCUGACAUCAGCCAACCUUUUCUAAUUGUCACAACCCCUGGUUCUCUGUCCUUAUGGGAGGUUCAGUUCAAUAAGUUGGCACCAUUUAUCAAUGUUGUUGUGUAUGACGGGGGGAAAGAUGAGCUGAAAUUAAUUCGAGAUUUGGAAUUCUAUGAGAGUGGAAGCCGCAGUAUGUUACAGGUUCUCUUAUCCCAUCCUGAUGCUAUCCUAGAGGAUAUUGAACCUAUAGCACACAUUGGUUGGGAAGCAGUCAUAGUUGAUUGUUAUGAAAAGUCAGCUCUACAAUAUCUCGAACAACUGAAGGAAAUUCCCACUGACUUCAGAAUGUUGCUUGUGAGCUCCCAAAUUAAGGAUAAUCUUCCCGAGCACGUGAAACUUCUAGCAUUCCUUAAUUCUGGAGAGCAAGAAAAUGGCGAUCGCGUUGAUACUGCUGAGACCCUUAUGAUGCUGGAAGGAAACUUCAAAAGUCAUAUUGCAUAUGAGCGUCAAGCAGAUUCUUUAAAAAUAUUGGAGCACUGGGUUCCUGCUUACAUUUCACAACUGCAGCUGCAGAUAUAUUGUUCCAUACUGCUUUCAAACUCAUCUGUCCUCCAGUCGCAGAUGAAAAGUGAUAAAGCUCUUUAUGACAUUAUUAUGUCUCUCUCAAAGUGCUGUGAUGACCCUUACCUUGUUGAUGAAUCCCUGCGACCUCCUGUCAACAAUCAUGAUCACACUGAUCCUAUAGUUACGAGAGUGCAAGCAUGUGGCAAGCUACUGCUUCUUCAAAAAAUGCUUGAAGCAAUAAGGAACAAGAGGCUAAGAGUUAUUAUUCUUUUUCAAUCUGGUGUAGCAGGUGGAAGCUCAGUGGGUGAUACAUUGGAAACUGUUGUGCGUCACAAAUUUGGCCCGGAGUCAUAUGAACGUGUUGAAUUUCGUGGAUCAUUCUCAAAGAAAGCAGUGGCACUUAAUAAGUUCAAUGACAAGACUAAGGGGAGAUUUGUUUUUCUGAUUGAAACAAGUGCAUGCCUCCCAAGUAUUGAGCUGUCAUCUGUCGAUGCCAUUAUUAUAUAUAAUAGUGACCGGAACCCACUAAAUGAUCAAAAUGCUCUUGAAAAAAUCAAAAUAGAGGCACAACUUAGGCAUCCAAGUAUUUUUCGCUUAUACACUCCUUUCACAAUGGAGGAGAAGUGGCUUGUGCUUGCAAAACAGGGGAUGCUAAUUGAUAAGGAUAUAACACACAGCAUAAGCCAUUCCUUGAUUAGUUGGGGUGCAUCAUGUCUCUUCUCUAGACUUGAUGAGCUUAAGCAUGACAACUGUGCAAGUAAAAGCUCUGAAAGAGACAACUUUAUGAAUAAAGUAAUUUCAGAGUUCUUGGGAAAAUUAGCCACAAAUAUUGUAGGCAGCACCAAAAUUGCCUGCACAUCCAUAUCGGAAGCCAAUAUGAGCGGGAAAUUUUACUCAAGAAACAUUACUCUAAUUGGUGAAAAAGAGGAAAUGCGUGCAUUGGAUGGAGAUCCAUCUAAUUUCUGGUCAAAUUUACUGGAUGGAAAAUCCCCUGGUUGGAGCUAUAUAUCUGAGCCACCACAAUCAAGCCAUAUGAUCGUACAGAACUUGGAAGAACGAGCCAAGGAUCCUGCUGAAGAAGCCAAUCAAAGCAGAAGGAAGCGUAGAAAGGUUGGCGAAAUCACAGGUCCAUCUUCAAAAAGUUCACCUGACAACAAUCAUGAUGAUAUGUUGCCUGAAAACUGUUCUACAUCGAGUCCUGCUCUUCAACCGCUUGAUGACACACAACAAAAAUUAGGGGUUGAAAAGCGAAUGAGCACACCCAAGAAUCUUCACAUCCAACUUAAGAAAGAGCUAUCAAAAUUAAUUACGGCCCUACAAUUGCCGGAUGAUGUAAGAGCUAUGGCUGAACAGUUGUUUGAGUAUUUUUUGAAGAAUCAUCUUGUUGUUACAGAGCCAGUGAGCAUACUGCACGCAAUCAUCAUAUCCUUGUGUUGGCAUGCUGCUUCUGUUCUUAAGUAUAAGAUAAAUUGUGGAGAGUCGAUUGCCCUUGCUGGAAAAAGCUUGAACUGUGAGUGCAAUGAAGAGCUUGCAUCAUUCAUCUAUGGAAGAUUAAGGUUCCCAGAGGAAAAAAAUCCAAAUAGAGCAAUUGAAACUAGCAUCAAUGGUCAACCAGUGUCAGUAGAGGACACCCAAAUCUCAUGGGAGGAGACCUCUACCAACUUGAGAAACAACCACAUGCUCCAAAGUAAGGAAAUGGAUCAUGGUAAUUUGACGAGUACUGGACCACAAGAGGUUUCAUCUAGUGCUGAGCAUAUGAUCCCAGAGGUGCAGGAACCUAUCCAGGACACUCAUGGAGAAUGUCAUGUGUCAAAUGAUGAGCUUCCUAACAUGAUUGUGGAGAAAAGAACAGAGUUAGUUGACAACAAUCAUGACAAUUUCACAAAUGGUGCACCACAAGUGAUCUCAUCUGGUGCUGAGCAGAUGAUCUCAGAAGUGCAGGAACCUGUACAAGAAAUUCACAGAGAAUGUCAUUUGCCAAAUGAUGAGCGUCCUAACAUGACUGUGGAGAAAAGAACAGAGUUAGUUGACAGCAAUCAUGACAAUUUCACAAAUGGUGCACCACAAGUGGUCUCAUCUGGUGCUGAUCACAUGAUCUCAGAGGAGCAGGAACCUGUUCAAGAAACUCACAGAGAAUGUCAUUUGUCAAAGGAUAACCUUCCUAACAUGAUCGUGGAGAAAAGAAUGGAGUUAAUUGACAAUGUUUUCUCCUUGAGAGAAAAGAAUAUCCUUUGUAAACAACAGCUUGAGAUCUCAGGUUUAGACACAUACACACAGAACAACGUUAUCAGACUGAAAGAAGUGUGCAUUUUAGUUCUGAAGCAUAUUCGUAGAAGUCACAUUGAUGAAGUGACCAGGAGUGACAAAAUACAGCUAACUGUUCAGUGGUUCACUAUGCUUAUGUGUGCAUUUUUGGACCACAUGAGGCUCCAGCAUAACAAACUCGAGGCAGUGCAAUCUGAUAGGUGGCUCGUAGAGCGACAUCUGAAGAAGAAUCUCCAGCAGGUAGCAAAAUCAGGCCAAUUAGAUCAAGACUUUGAUCGGCAUAUUGCUCUACCAGAUUCAAACUUUGUUAUGGAAGAAUUCAUCCAUUUUAAGGAGCAGAGUGGUGAGUAUCAUAUUGUUGAAAGUUCUGUGCCAGAUAACCAGCAGCCAUUAGAUGAUGGAUUGUUAAUGGAAAUUGCAUUAGUACGAAAUGAAGUUCUGUCAGGGGCCAUAUCUACACAGGCAAUGGAAAAUGAGCCAGUUGCAACUUCCGUGAACUCAGGUGAAGGACCAGCAUCAGAAGCUGUUGAUUUUCCAGGAAACUGCAUCCUUAGUUCUGAUGGCAUGGGUGUACAAAGAGCUGGUUGUUCAUCAAGUACUAUUCCUGCAAAUGAUGAUUCAGUUGGUCAGGAAUCUUCAAUUGGUGACUGUAGAAAUACUGGACAUGUUGAGGCAGAAAAUAUUGCUAAUCCAGGUAUGUUGCUGGAAGGAGCAGAUUCUCUUGUUAGGGGAUUUAAUGCAAACACCGAUGACACUGUUGAUACAGAUCAAGUCCACUUGGAGUCACCAGUUAGUCCAGCUACCUUACCAGUGUCUACUGAAUUUGAAACUCAGACUUGCCAAUCAAGUAUGCAUGUGGAACAAAGUCCUGAAGCGCAACAGUCAACCUCAAUGAAAGAUCAACCUGCAGAAAAACGAGCAUGUAUUGUGGGUCCUGAGGCAGCAAUGCAGGAUCAGUCAGCAGAGGCUGAGCGAGCAGGUACCUUGGGUGCCAUAUCAGCUCAGGUUUUGCCGUCUGAAAUGCAAUCAUCAUCAACCUCAACGCGGGGCGUUCCUUUUGUGUCUGGUCUGCAAAGUUCGUCUGUCCAUCAAAGUGUAGUACCUUCACUGGAACCACAUGCAGGAGUAGAGUUACCGGGCACGGUGACACCUCAUGCUAUACAACCACCAGCCUCAAUGCCUGCGGAACAGAGUACGAGUCUGCCUGCCCAACAAAGCUUAGCAACAUUGCGUCAUCCACCAGCAGAAGCAGAACCAGCAGGUAUUCUGGCCACAGAGGCAGCUUGUGAUUUGCAGCCUGAAGUCCAACUGUCAACCUCAAUGCAGGAUCAACCUGCAGAUUCUCUUGUUAGGGGAUUUAAUGCAAACAACGAUGACACUGUUGAUACAGAUCAAGUCCACUUGGCGUCACCAGUUAGCCCAGCUACCCUACCAGUGUCUACUGAAUUUGAAACUCAGACUUGCCAAUCAAGUAUGCAUGUGGAACAAAGUCCUGAAGUGCAACAGUCAACCUCAAUGCAAGAUCGACCUGCAGAAAAACGAGCAUGUAUCGCGGGUCCCGAGGCAGCAAUGCAGGAUCAGCCAGCAGAGGCAGAGCGAGCAGGUACCUUGGGUGCCAUAUCAGCUCAGGUUUUGCCGCUUGAAAUGCAAUCAUCAUCAACCUCAAUGCGGGGCGUUCCCUUUGUGUCUGGUCUGCAGAGUCCGUCUGCCCAUCAAAGUGUAGUACCUUCACUGGAUCCACAUGCAGGAGUAGAGUUAUCCGGCACUGUGACACCUCAUGCUAUACAACCACCAGCCUCAAUGCCUGUGGAACAGAGUACCAGUCUGCCUGCCCAACAAAGCUUAGCAACAUUGCGUCAUCCACCAGCAGAAGCAGAACCAGCAGGUAUUCUGGCCACAGAGGCAGCUUGCGAUUUGCAGCCUGAAGCCCGACUGUCAACCUCAAUGCAGGAUCAACCUGCAGAAGAAGGAGCAUGUAUCUUGGGCGCCACUGCUACUCGAGGUUCGCAGCCUGAAGUGCAACCAUCAACCUCAUUGGAUUCACAUGGCAGAGGAGAAUCAACAGAUACGUUGGGUGUGGUGACAGCUCCUGAUAUGCAAUCGGAAAUACAACCAUCAGCCUUGAUGCAGGAUCAACCUGUGGCAGCAGAAGGAGCAUGUGUUCUAGGCACGACAGUAGCCCAGGAUUUGCAGCCUGAACUGCAAACAGCAACCACAGUUCAGCAUGAUCCACUUGAAAGAACACGUUCUGAAGAAAGGAGACAGCCUGGUUUUGAACCAAACACAGCAGCCAGUCCUGAGCAUGAUCUGCAGUCUGAAAUACAGCCAUCAGCCUCAAUGCGUGAUCGACCUGCAGGAGCAGAAGGAGCAGGUAUGGUAGGCAGUACGGCAGCCCAGGAUUUGCAGCCUGAACAGCAAUUAUCAACCACAGUUCAGCAUAUCCCUACCGGUCCUGAGCAGCCUACCCAACUCCCUCCAGUCACGCCAUUAGUGUUUAAUAAUCCAAUCAUUAGUGAUGAACCGCUGAGAAAUGAGUUGGAGAAAAUAAUUCAUUGGAGCACUUUGCUUGAUAAAGGUCAUGAAGAUAAGAGAUCACAGCUUCAGGCAGAGCGCAACCAAGAAAUAGAGAAGAUAAACAGGAAGUAUGACUCGUUACUUAAACAAGAAGAUUCCACUCAUCGUCUGAAGCGGACUCAGUUGAAUGGUAUCUACCAGAAAGUUUACGUGAGCAAAUCACUAGCUGAGAAUUUCCAACGCCAGUUCACACCAUCAGUUGCAUCUCAUGGGAGAUUGAUGAACCCUGUAAUGGAGCAGCUACCCGAGUCUUCUUCUUCAGCGGCUCGGAUCGCAGCAUCGCCGUCGGUUAUCCCAUCACCAUCCCCCGGAGUGGCAGCGCACAGUUCAGCAGAACCCUCCGUCCGCCCUCCGCCGGUGGCUCUACCAUCCUCAUCACGGACCGUCCAGUCACAGUCAGCCAUGCCUGGCAAUCUCUCUGGAGCAAUAUCAUCGUCAGCCAUGCCUGGCAAUCUCUCUGGAGCAACAUCAUCGUCAGCCAUGCCUGGCAAUCUCUCUGGAGCAACAUCAUCGUCAGCCAUGCCUGGCAAUCUCUCUGGAGCAAUAUCACCGCCUUUUGUUCCAGCGCCUUCGCUACAUGCAAGCCACGGACCUGCUGGACCACAGCUGCGCCCUGUCCAGCCACAAUCAGUUCCACCCAGCAUUCUGUACAGAACAAUGCCACCUGCUAUUCCGACACCUCGGCCACAGGGCAGCUACGGGCCCGCUGGAGCAGCAGCACAGCAGCUGCGUGCGCCCUCUCCUCAUCUGCAGCACCUCAGGAUGCGCCCGCCAUAUGUCAUCUCCACAGACCACCACCAGCAGCAGCAGCUUCCUACCAUCAUAGGGGUUCCAGCGGGUGGGCAGUUUGCCACGGAGAGCCUAAGGCCGACGUUUCCGUUUCCGCAGCCAGGCGCCGUGCUAGCCUCCAUGACUCCAGCAGGCUCGGCUCACCAGCCAGUGCUGCCGUCAGCGUCAGGCUCAAGCCCGGCUACCCCGUCAUACCUUUUGCCACCUGGCCGGCAUCUAGACCCCGUCUGGACGCCGAACCCCGCUCUCACGUUUGCCCAGGUCCAGCAGCAGGCAUCGUAUCUGAACAUGGCCUUGGGCGGCAGCAGCAGCAGCACCUCAGCAGGUCCGGCGGCGCCAGGAAGCCAGCAGCACGCCGGCGGCGCUCAGCUACCUGUCGUCCUCAACCAUCCAGGCCUGGAACCGAACAGCAACCCGUACAUGCCGGCCAGGUUCGGCGUGGAGCCUGACAGCGUCGGCCCCAGCAACGCAGCAGGGCCCAGCGCGGAGGUGGUGUGCCUGUCCGACGACGAAUCCUAGUCGGCGCGAUGUGUUGUAGGCCAUCGGUUGCUUCACUCUUCUGCUGUUGUUGUCUUGAGUCGUCCACUUAGAAGCCGGUGUAGAGCCUUUAGCAGCGAAUAGCAUCCUUGUAUAGCCGAGAGAUGCGUGGGCAGAGGAACGCCCCUGUUGAUGUGGUAGCAAUUUUUGAACUAACUCCAGUAAGUUGUUUAUAGAAGUGCCGGUUGUUUCAGCGAAUGCCCAAUUAACCCUUUGCGUGUUC